Molecule: messenger RNA, 903 nt
Organism: Prosopis cineraria
Lineage: Eukaryota; Viridiplantae; Streptophyta; Magnoliopsida; Fabales; Fabaceae
Exons: 4
Coding region: 171-671 (166 amino acids)
Molecular function (GO): iron ion binding
Source: RefSeq, a predicted model, not a curated record
GCUCAACAGGGCGAAGUAAAGGAAGAGAUGGAAAGCAAGGGAAAGGGGCUUGUGUCUGUGUGGGAGUGCGAAGGCCACGCUUGCCACGUAGGCUUCAGAACCACUCUUAUCUUCUUCUUCUUCUUCCCUCACAGUUCUUCAUCUGUGAUUCACACCAAAUCCCAACAAUCAUGGCCCUGCAGAUGCAGGUUCCCACCGCCACCUUUCACCCUCCCAAAUCCAUUUCUUCUUCAUUUGCCCCUCCUCCUAAUGCUGGCCUUCGAUCACCCUCUGAUCCUUUUGCUCUCAAAUCGUCUUUCUUCUGCGGUUCUAUUAAUCUCUUGCUUCUGCCUAAUCAUCGAAAUCUUAUUUCCCGAGCGCCCAGGAUUUCCAUGCGCGUCGCUUCCAAGCAGUCCUAUAUCUGUCGUGAUUGCGGCUAUAUUUACAACGAGAGGACUCCCUUUGAGAAAUUGCCUGAUAAUUACUUCUGCCCCGUGUGUGGUGCUCCAAAACGAAGGUUUAAGCCAUACGCACCAGCAGUGGCGAAAGAUGCCAAUAGUACAGAUGUGAGAAAGGCGAGGAAAGCCGAGCUUCAGAGAGAUGAAGCAAUUGGGAAGGCUCUUCCUAUUGCAGUGGUGGUGGGGAUUGUGGCCCUUGCUGGGUUAUACUUCUAUCUGAACAGCCAGUAUUAGGAUCUUUUCUGUUCUUGUUCCUUCUAUAUCUGAAUUAUAGACUCUCGGAUUUUCUCCCUCUUCUUCUGCUUUUGUUGUUCACCUGUCCUCUGAUUCCUUUUUGCUCCCUUUCUUCACUUUCCCUUGUGUUGUAAGCAGAAGCAUGAACUACGGAAAAAAAAGGUGACAAUCAAUCUCAUGUAUCUUCCCAAAUGAUUAUCUUAUAAUAAUUUAAUCAAGUGCUUUUUACUCA